Messenger RNA from Cynocephalus volans (Philippine flying lemur), 2443 nucleotides. RefSeq names its product BR serine/threonine kinase 1 (gene BRSK1). Lineage: Eukaryota; Metazoa; Chordata; Mammalia; Dermoptera; Cynocephalidae. The record is from RefSeq and is a predicted model, not a curated record. Gene Ontology annotation, biological process: microtubule cytoskeleton organization; intracellular signal transduction; protein phosphorylation. Gene Ontology annotation, molecular function: ATP binding; tau-protein kinase activity; protein serine/threonine kinase activity. The transcript has 19 exons. Bases 1 to 2337 code for a protein of 778 amino acids. Gene Ontology annotation, cellular component: cytoplasm.
AUGUCGUCCGGUGCCAAGGAGGGGGGCGGGGGCUCUCCCGCCUACCACCUCCCCCACCCACACCCACACCCACCCCAGCACGCCCAAUAUGUGGGCCCCUAUCGGCUGGAGAAGACGCUGGGCAAAGGACAGACAGGGCUGGUUAAACUCGGAGUCCACUGCAUCACGGGUCAGAAGGUUGCCAUCAAGAUCGUGAACCGGGAGAAAUUAUCCGAGUCGGUGCUGAUGAAGGUGGAGCGGGAGAUCGCCAUCCUGAAGCUCAUUGAACAUCCACACGUCCUCAAGCUCCAUGACGUCUACGAGAACAAGAAAUAUUUGUACCUGGUUUUGGAGCAUGUCUCUGGGGGUGAGCUGUUCGACUACCUGGUAAAGAAGGGGAGACUGACACCCAAGGAGGCUCGGAAGUUCUUCCGCCAGAUCGUGUCAGCGCUGGACUUCUGCCAUAGCUACUCCAUCUGCCACAGAGACCUAAAGCCUGAGAACCUGCUUUUGGAUGAGAAAAACAACAUUCGCAUUGCAGACUUCGGCAUGGCAUCCCUGCAGGUGGGAGACAGCCUCCUGGAGACCAGCUGCGGGUCCCCCCAUUAUGCGUGUCCAGAGGUGAUCAAGGGGGAAAAGUAUGAUGGCCGCCGGGCAGAUAUGUGGAGCUGUGGAGUGAUCCUCUUCGCCCUGCUUGUGGGGGCUCUGCCCUUUGAUGAUGACAACCUCCGCCAGCUGCUGGAGAAGGUGAAGAGGGGCGUCUUCCACAUGCCCCACUUCAUUCCUCCAGACUGCCAGAGCCUCCUGAGGGGAAUGAUCGAAGUGGAGCCCGAAAAAAGGCUCAGUCUGGAGCAAAUUCAGAAACAUCCUUGGUACCUAGGCGGGAAACACGAGCCUGACCCAUGCUUGGAACCAGCCCCAGGUCGCCGGGUAGCCAUGCGGAGCCUGCCAUCGAACGGAGAGCUGGACCCCGACGUCCUAGAGAGCAUGGCGUCACUGGGCUGCUUCAGGGACCGUGAGCGGCUGCACCGCGAGUUGCGCAGUGACGAGGAGAACCAAGAAAAGAUGAUAUAUUAUCUGCUUUUGGAUCGGAAAGAGCGGUAUCCCAGCUGUGAGGACCAGGAUCUGCCUCCCCGGAAUGAUGUUGACCCACCCCGAAAGCGUGUGGAUUCCCCCAUGCUGAGCCGUCACGGGAAGCGGCGGCCAGAGCGGAAGUCCAUGGAAGUCCUGAGCAUCACGGAUGCUGGAGGUGGUGGCUCCCCUGUGCCCACCCGACGGGCUUUGGAGAUGGCCCAGCACAGCCAGAGAUCCCGUAGCGUCAGUGGAGCCUCCACUGGUCUGUCCUCCAGUCCUCUAAGCAGCCCAAGGAGUCCGGUCUUUUCCUUCUCACCGGAGCCAGGAGCUGGAGAUGAGGCCCGAGGUGGGGGCUCCCCGACUUCCAAAACACAGACACUGCCUUCUCGGGGCCCCAGGGGCGGGGGCACUGGAGAGCAGCCCCCACCCCCCAGUGCCCGCUCCACACCCCUGCCUGGCCCUCCAGGCUCCCCACGCUCCUCGGGGGGGACCCCCUUGCACUCGCCUCUGCACACACCCCGGGCCAGCCCCACCGGCACUCCAGGGACAACGCCACCCCCCAGCCCCGGCGGUGGUGUCGGGGGAGCCGCUUGGAGGAGUCGUCUCAACUCCAUCCGCAACAGCUUCCUGGGCUCCCCUCGCUUUCACCGGCGCAAGAUGCAGGUCCCCACAGCUGAGGAGAUGUCCAGUUUAACACCAGAGUCCUCCCCAGAGCUGGCAAAACGCUCCUGGUUUGGGAACUUUAUCUCCUUGGACAAAGAAGAACAAAUAUUCCUCGUGCUAAAGGACAAACCUCUCAGCAGCAUCAAAGCAGACAUUGUCCAUGCCUUCUUGUCGAUCCCCAGCCUGAGUCACAGUGUGCUGUCACAGACCAGCUUCAGGGCCGAAUACAAAGCCAGUGGUGGCCCCUCCGUCUUCCAGAAGCCUGUCCGCUUCCAGGUGGACAUCAGCUCCUCUGAGGGUCCAGAGCCUUCUCCCCGACGGGACGGCAGUGGUGGUGGUGGCAUCUAUUCUGUCACCUUUACUCUCAUCUCCGGUCCCAGCCGUCGAUUCAAGCGAGUGGUAGAGACAAUCCAGGCACAGCUGCUGAGCACUCAUGACCAGCCUUCCGUGCAGGCCUUGGCAGAUGAGAAGAAUGGGGUCCAGACCCGGCCUGCUGGUACCCCACCCCGAAGCCUACAGCCCCCGCCUGGCCGCCCAGACCCAGAGUUGAGCAGCUCUCCCCGCCGAGGCCCCCCCAAGGACAAGAAGCUCCUGGCCACCAAUGGAACCCCUUUGCCCUGACCCCAGGGGGCCGGGGAAGGAGGGAAGGGAGCCCCCCCAACCCCCUUCCCUGCCCCCCCAACUGUGAAUCUGUAAAUAAGGCCCAAGGAGUAUGUUGGGGGCGGGG